AACAAAGCCACGAAACAUGCACACAAAUCUUGAAGGAAGAAACUGUCAAUGGCUGAAUCAGUCCCAAGCGCCGCUGCAUUGUCAGCACGAACGCGCAAGGCGGCAUUUGUUGAACCCUUUUUAUAUAUGACCAUGCGUCUCGAGAUCAAGGCAGUGAAGUGCCCUCGUCCUCCAGCCUCUCCUCCACCCGCCCCUUCCAAUACAUAAAUCCUCAGGCACCGUCGUCUUUGACACAUUGCCGGACAACCACGCCUGUUCCUUCUGGGGCUUAUCAUCUAUUGGCUCAUUCUUACUUUCGCGAUCCCAUCUUUUUCUCCCUUACUGGAGCCAGCUCUCGGACAGUCCAUUCGACCCUCCGUCCAGCAUGACAUCCACAAAUGUGCUCAUCACUGGUGCAAACCGGGGCAUCGGUCGUGGUCUACUGGAGCUGUACCUCACGCGCCCGAACCACACCAUCAUUGCUGCGGUCCGUGACCCGAACCAUGCUACUGCCAAGGAGCUCACUGCCCUCUCGAGGAGUGAGAGCACGUCGCUGAUCACCGUUAAACUCGAUCUCACUAUUCCUUCGGACCCGGCUAGGGCCGUUACAGAACUGGCCAACCAUGGAAUUGACCGCAUCGAUAUCCUCGUCGCCAAUGCCGCCAUUGCCUUGAAGUGGGUCAAGGUUUCCGAGGUGACAACCGACGAUAUCCAGCAGCAUGUCGACGUAAACGUCUACGGCUUCGUCCGGCUUUUUCAGGCCUUUCUUCCUGUGCUGCAGAAAUCUAAGGAUCCUAAAUUUGUCACGAUCGGCUCGUGUGCUGCAUUCCUCACGAACUUCAUCCCCAUGAAGAAUGCGGCGUAUGCCCCUACCAAGGUGGUGCAGCAUUGGUUGACCAAGGCUAUCCAUACCGAAGAGCCCUGGCUUACCUCCUUCCCCGUCGAUCCAGGUUGGGUGCAGACAGAUCUCGGCCAACGAGGAGCCCACGCAUUCGGCUACGAAAAGGCUGCCAUCACGGUGGAUGACAGCGUCAACGGAAUUAUCAAAGUCAUUGACGCCUCGACAAGGGAGACGCAUGGCGGCAAGCUUUGGGUGUACACGGGCCAGGAGUCUCCCUGGUAGAUGUUGUCCAUUGCCAGGUCGCGUCAUCUUCGUUGCGGAUUCGAAUGCUUCUCUUUUCUGUGGAUCGGCUAAGGCUGGAAUUGCCAGGACCUGAGUGAGGCGAAGCAUACCAAGUAUGUAACUAUACCUACCUGGUGAUAACGAAAUUUCC
Molecule: messenger RNA, 1253 nt
Organism: Parathielavia appendiculata
Lineage: Eukaryota; Fungi; Ascomycota; Sordariomycetes; Sordariales; Chaetomiaceae
Product: NAD(P)-binding protein
Exons: 3
Coding region: 365-1102 (245 amino acids)
Cellular component (GO): cytoplasm
Molecular function (GO): alcohol dehydrogenase (NAD+) activity
Source: RefSeq, a predicted model, not a curated record